This is a messenger RNA of Lutra lutra (Eurasian river otter), 2533 nucleotides long. It is a transcript of the gene SAMD15, whose product is annotated as sterile alpha motif domain containing 15. The record is from RefSeq and is a predicted model, not a curated record. Gene Ontology annotation, molecular function: protein binding. NCBI's taxonomy places the organism in Eukaryota, Metazoa, Chordata, Mammalia, Carnivora, Mustelidae. The coding region runs from base 87 to 2084 and encodes 665 amino acids. The transcript has 3 exons.
CGGCUGAAGUCCCAGAGCCUUACGAUUCCGUCCCGGUUGAAGGAGAAGAUCUGGAGUAUGAGGUCGAACUGCCUACAGCUCUUAAAAUGGCUCAAGACCCCGAAGGUGAAACCAUGGCAGAGGGAGGCCCGGAGCUGCCUGUAGAGAUUGACCAGGAACCCCAGCCAGAGAUGGAGGAAAAAGAGCUCGAGGUGGGGGCGCCGGAGAAUAUACACCGACACGCAAAACCGACCAGCACGUCCAAGGAGGAGAUUCCCAAGGAGUCCGAGAGAGACCUUCCUAGCGAGACUGAGCCAGGGAUGCCGCAGGAGGCAAAGUCAGAGACAUGGAGAGAGAUGGGAGGAGAGCUUUUCAAGGAUUCCGAGGUCCUUAUGGAUGAUAAAGAGGAGCCAGAUUUAGAGCCACCGGAGGAGGCCAAAUUAGAUGUUACAGAGGACGGACUCACAGAGUCAGAUAAGGAAACAGACCUGGAGCUUCCAGAGGAGACAGAGUCUGAAGUUUCAGGGGCCUCAUUCAGUGAGUCAAGAUUAGAGUUGCUACAAAAGAACAUACUGGAGGUUCUGGAGGAUUCAUUUAAAAAGCAAUAUGCAGGAAUAGGUCCAGAACCUCCGGAGCAGACCAAACCUGAAUUUCCAAGUGAGAAACCAAGAAAAUCAGUUGAAGAGGCAGAUCUACAGCCGCCAAGGAUGACCAUUCCAGAGGAAGCACAAAGAAAGUCACCUGAGGAGAAAGGGACAGAGCCACCUGAACAGACUAAACCAGAGUUUCCAAGGGGGAAACGAAGUAAGGCUACUGAGGAGGCAGGUGUAGAGCCACCAGAAGAGACUAAACCAGAGAAUCCAGAGGACCACCAAAGAAAAUCAACUGAGGUGAAAGUUCCAGAGCCACUCGGAGAGACCACAUCAGAAUUUCCUGAGGAAAAAUCAAGAAAAUCAAUUGAGGAAACAGGUUUAGAGCCAUCAGGAAAGACCAAACCAGAAGUUGAAGAGAAGACACUGAAAGAGUCAACUGUGAAGAAAGUUUUAGAACCACUAGAGGACACUCAACCAUCAGAUCAAAAAGAUAAGCAGAGAAAAUCAGCUGAGGAGACAGGACUGGCACCACCACAGAAGUCCCAAUCAGAGGAGACAAUAAGAAAGUUAACAGAGGAGAAUGAUCUAGAGCCAAAGUUUCCAAAGAAAGAAACAAGAAAAUCAACUGAGGAAACAGGUCAAAGGCCACCACAGAAGACCAAAGCAGAGGUUCAAGAGAAGACACAAACAGAAGAAACUAAAGAGAAAGAUCUAGAAUUACCAGAUAAAGCCCAACUGCCACUAAGAAUAGUGUCACAUACAGAAUUUUUCAAGGAAGAUAGGCCAAAACCAGUCAAAUUUAAAUAUUCCCCAGACAAGGAUAAGCUAGAACACUCUGACUAUGAAACAAGAAAGUGGUCAGUAAAAAAAUCCAAGGCUAAAAGAGAGUCCACGUUUGAGUCUCUGAGAGUAAGUAAAGUAGACUCGGUGAGGGUAAGUAAUGAGUUUUCUAAAGAUUUUAAAGGACUGUUGGAAGUUCCUGAUGAUUUACACUCUUACCUCGCAGACUCUCAGAGGGAUUUGAGAUUGUCUUUUAGUGAAAAAGUUGUAAAAUUGUCCCCAGAGAUGAAACAGGGACACAAAGAUGAAGAAACCCAGCCAAAAGAAAGUACUGAACUACAAUUUGAAUAUCUUAAAUGGAGCCCAGAGAAAGUUGCAGAGUGGAUUAGUGAGCUAGGCUUCCCUCAGUACAAGGAGUGUUUUACCACAAACUUCAUCUGUGGUCGAAAGCUCAUUCACGUAAACUGCUCAAACCUCCCUCAGAUGGGGAUAACAGACUUUGAGGACAUGAAGGCAAUUUCUCGACAUACACGGGUGCUCCUCGGAAUUGAAGAGCCAUUGUUCAGUCGCACCAUCACCCUGCCCUACAGGGACAAUAUCGGCUUAUUUUUAGAGCGAAAAGGUCACACUGGGGUAAAAUCUGAUUCCUUGACCUUCUCUGAAUUUGUGCAAGCAGAAGGAUUACAGGAUUAUGCUCCAAAAAUAACCACCCCCGAAGAGAAGGAAGCAUAGCAUGACACUGAACUGUAGGGGAAAGCUGUUUCACUUACCUUGGAAGAUCAAACUGAACUACUUGCGGGGGAAGAGUGUGUUCUUUUGGGUUCUCUUCUCUUCUUUAAGGAUUAAAGUUAGAACUUCUGGUUCCACUUCCAGUUCUAUCACCAACUCUCAGCACUUUCUUUUUAUUUAUGUUUCAAGUUAGACCCAUGUUUAAACAAAGGUAGCAAUAUUUCUCUUUCUGGAUAAUUCUUGAGAAAUUCUAGUAAUGCAUCUGGUCGUAGGAACAUGUUAGAGAAAUGGAAUUAAAAGUAAAAUCUCCUGCCAACCCGAAUAAGGUUCUCUGCAAAUGCAGAAAAAGAAACAGUUGUAUUAUUGAAUCAGCACUAAAUCAGCAGUGUUGGGCAUCACAGGCAAGUUGCUAAAGAUUAUGAAGUCAAGGAAAUGCCACCCUUUUAGGUAGC